AUGGCAGACGCAGUUGUCCAACUUCGGUGUGGUAACGACCCCUGGGGAAAGAAAGGCAAAGAGUCGAUUGUAGCUCAGCUAUGGUCAAAAACUCCAAACAAUGGACCAAUCGAUGACUCCAAGCAUUAUUCUGAAAUGUGGAUGGGCACAUACCCUAAAAAUCCAUCAUGCUUGCUUUCCACGGGAGAACAACUCGGGGAGUACCUGAAGAAGCACCCUGAGCUAGUGGGCAAGUCCGUUCACGAUCGAUGGGGUCCGGAGAUUCCAUUUCUGCCAAAGGCAAGGGGAAAGAGCCAAGAAUUAUACAAAGCACUUCCCCUACAAAUCCAUCCAAACCUGCAGCUCGCCGCACAAUUGAACAAAGAACAGCCUGAAAAGUAUAGCGACUCAAUGCACAAGCCAGAGAUUGCAAUUGCACUCUCCAAAUUCGAGCUCUUCGCUGGCUGGAAGCCCCUGAAAGACAUCCAAGCGCUGUUCCAGAUGAACCAUCUAGCAAAAUACAUCCCCAAAUCAGGAGAAUUCAAUGACGAGACCCUACGCCAAGUGUGCAAGGCUCUACUCAGCGCGCCGGCACAGGAAGUCGAACAGACAACAAAAGACCUGCAAGCCAUCCCCGAAUCCCAGUUCGGCGCAUAUACCUACAUUCCUGGCCUCCUGGCCCGUCUAGCAAAGCAAUACGGCGAAGGCGACAAUGGAAACCUGGUCGCCGCCCUGCUGAUGAACUACAUGACGCUGGGACCGGGAGAUUCCGUCUUCGUCCCCGCAGACAGUAUCCAUGCCUACCUGGAAGGUGAUAUCGUGGAGUGCAUGGCGCGGUCAGAUAACGUCAUCAACACGGGAUUCUGUCCGGCUGCAGAGCGCGACAGUGUCGAGUUGUUCGGACAGGCUCUGACCUUUGUACCGCAUAGUUCAAAGGAUGCGCUGCUGCCGCGUAGAAAGAGCGACAAGGGCAUGAAUGGCAAGACGGAUGUCUAUGCACCGCCUAUCAGUGAAUUCUCGGUGUUGUGUACUACUCUUGGCGCUGGGGAGAAUGAGACGCACAAGGCCAUUCUUGGGCCGAGUUUGAUGAUUGUUACCAAGGGUUGUGGUCAGAUGAAAUUCCCUGGUAAUCAAACCGCUGAGCUAAAGGAGGGAUAUGUUUUCUUUGUGGGGCAGGGUAUUGCGCUGGACUUUGUUACUGACAAGGGCAUGGCUGUUUAUCGGGCGUAUGCGGAGUAA
Molecule: messenger RNA, 1218 nt
Organism: Penicillium egyptiacum
Lineage: Eukaryota; Fungi; Ascomycota; Eurotiomycetes; Eurotiales; Aspergillaceae
Source: the annotation of a GenBank genome assembly